AUGCCCCAGGUGCCUCAACCCCAGCAGUGGCCUCGUGGCCCCAAGAAUUCUUUGCACGAGGCUGCUGACUAUGGUUUUUUCGAGACCGCAGCUGCCCUUCUUGCGAGCGAUGCUUUCGACAUUGAUCUUGGCGAGGAUGAGGGCGGCUGGACUGCCCUCAUGAUAGCUUCCCACCGGGGUUACUCCCUCAUUGUCAGGAUGCUUCUGAGCAAGGGAGCGCAGGUCUCGAUAGCGGAUGUUCAUGGCGAUAGUGGCUUGCACCUGUCCGUUUUGGCAGGACACAUGGCCGUGACCAAGACGCUGGUGGAGGCCGGCGCACCCCUCGAGGUUGCCACCAAACAACUGCUUUGCACGCCGCUUCACCUUGCUGCUGACAACGGGUGCAUCGAAUCGAUAACAACGUCGCUCGAGGCAGACGUUCCUCCCUUGGACAUGGCGGCGCAAAACGGGCACGCGGAAGUUGUACAGGAGCUGAUCCGGCAGCAUUGCCGCCCCAGAGUUGGGCAGUUGCUUGUCGAAGCCGGAGCGGACACGACGUCCGCGGUUCCAGUCAGCAAGCACUUUGGGAAGGACAGCGUCACACCUCUGGGUCUCACCAUGCGUCUCCUCGAUGGUAGGUCAACUUAUCCCUUGACAGAAGAGCAGCUGAAAAAGCUAAAGGCCAUACGCCGCUUGCUGCUACGAGUGGAGGCAGUUCACGCGGUCUCUUGGCUGUGGUCUACCGAUAUCUCCACCAUCACCCACUCUACCGCACACGGCACCGAUAGGACGAUCGCGACAUCGACAACUGGAACGCCGCUCAUGCUGAUGAUGAGGCGAAGGACUAAGCGGCGUGAGGUUCCUUUGUCAGCGCUGUUGAGGUGGGAAGUUGUCGUGACGUGGAGAUAG
Ectocarpus siliculosus is the source of this 888-nucleotide messenger RNA. The record is from the annotation of a GenBank genome assembly. Lineage: Eukaryota; Phaeophyceae; Ectocarpales; Ectocarpaceae.